CCUGUUCUGAAAACAUAAAAUCCAGGUCACUCGCAGUUCGGAUCGUCAAUCGGGUUGCUUCUCUGAACCAGAACCGCACGCUUACCCCAAACUUAUAUCGUCGUCGGAAAUUGUUUACCGGCUUGGCAAAAUGAAGUCUUCGCUCUACGUUGUGCUCGCUACCGUAGCCGCCACCAAGGUGGCCGGUCAUUCUUUAUUCCAGGCCCUCUGGGUUGAUGGGGUUGACCAGGGUACCACUUGUGUCCGAAUGCCUGGCUCGAAUUCUCCUGUCACGAGCGUCAACAGCCCUGAUAUUCGUUGCAAUGUUGGUGGUUCUAGAGGGGUUGCGGGAAAGUGUGCUGUAAAGCCAGGAAGCACUGUCACUAUCGAAAUGCACCAGCAACCCGGUGACCGAAGCUGUGGCAGCGAGGCUAUUGGAGGAGCUCACUACGGUCCCGUCAAUGUAUACCUCAGCCAAGUUCCUGACGCUACUAAAGCCGACGGUUCGACCUCAUGGUACAAGAUCUUUGCCGACUCGUGGUCAGCUAAGGGUUCUGUGGGUGAUGCAGACAACUGGGGUACCAACGACUUGAACUCUUGCUGUGGCAAGAUGGAUGUUCCCAUCCCUGCCGAUACUCCCGCAGGUGACUACCUUCUUCGAGCUGAAGUCAUCGCUCUUCACACAGCUAGCUCGGCUGGUGGUGCUCAAUUUUACAUCUCUUGCUACCAAAUCACUGUUGGCGGUGGCUCAGCAAAGGCGGCUGCCCUGCCAGCUGGUGUCAAGUUCCCCGGUGCUCUCAAGAGCAGCGACCCCGGUAUUCAGAUCAACAUCCACUCUAAGGUCUCCAACUACGUGAACCCGGGCCCGGAAGUUGUUGCCAGUGGUACAACUAAGCAGGCAGGUUCUGGUUGCGGUACCGGCUGCGCAAAGACUUGCACCGUCAAGAAGUCCUCCGUCUUUGAAGCCUAAGCACAAACUGGAAAUUGAGGACGCAGAAAGGUAUUAAGCAGAUCUCGGCAUGCCCGUCGAAACUUCAAGAUUGCAGUGGUUAGGGAUACUUUCGUUAAGAUGGAAUUAAUUUAAAAUUUUAAAGAUAUCCAAAUAUCUGCCUGGAAUAUCAAUUCAAGAUUUAUCCCUAUUUAGCAUGAUUUUUGUUGAAUGUCGCUGCCGGUGAAUUUAUUUUAAGGUCCGUUUCCGCCGGCCUACCUGCCCGAAAUACAGAUCGGGUAGGUCCCUACACGUAGGCGAAGAAGCAAGUCACCUUGUCAUACACGAAAAAGAAA
Molecule: messenger RNA, 1263 nt
Organism: Hypoxylon trugodes
Lineage: Eukaryota; Fungi; Ascomycota; Sordariomycetes; Xylariales; Hypoxylaceae
Product: lytic polysaccharide monooxygenase
Exons: 3
Coding region: 131-949 (272 amino acids)
Source: RefSeq, a predicted model, not a curated record